AUGUUAGAUUGUACUCCAAUUGACACUCCUAUUGAGCAGAAUCACCGAUUAGCAGAGUAUCCUGAUCAGGUACCUACCGACAAGCCUCGUUAUCAGAGGUUAGUUGGACGUCUGAUUUAUUUGACACACACCAGACCUGAUGUUGCAUAUGCAGUAAGUGUGGUGAGCCAGUUCAUGCAUAAUCCCAGUGUAGAUCACAUGGAUGCUGUUGUGAGGAUUUUGAGGUACUUGAAGUCAGCUCCUGGGAGAGGAGUAAUGUUCUCUAAACACAGUAGUAUUCUUGAGGUUUGUGGUUUUACAGAUGCAGACUGGGCUGGAAAUAUUACAGACCAGAGGUCUACAUCAGGGUAUUUUACCUUUGUGGGAGGUAAUCUUGUUACUUGGAAGAGUAAGAAGCAAAAGGUGGUGGCUCGGUCUAGUGCUGAAGCAGAAUAUAGAG
Fragaria vesca subsp. vesca is the source of this 439-nucleotide messenger RNA. RefSeq lists its product as uncharacterized. The transcript has a single exon. The annotation marks the transcript as partial. Lineage: Eukaryota; Viridiplantae; Streptophyta; Magnoliopsida; Rosales; Rosaceae. The record is from RefSeq and is a predicted model, not a curated record.